UGUUUCGUGCUCCUAGGGCGUCCUUUUCCUUCACAACAGACCUAAGAUCAUCUUUUCGAUCCCAAGACGACCCAAAACAUCGCAUGUUCAUUUUUAUUCUGAUCCAGGAUCAGCUAAUUAGGGCAAGAGGCAAAAUGAAGCAAUACUUUAUUCGCAUACUAUUCCCAUAAUACCUUGCACAGUUAGAUUUUUUCACCAUUCGUUUCCCAAGAUGGCGGACAGGCGGCGGCGACGGAAACGCGCUUCCCAGGAUAGUGAAGAGGAGGAUGAAUCUGGUUCUGGUACAGAGAGCGGAGGGUCCGGUUCCGCUGGAGGAAAGACACGAAUAACUGUCCCAGAGCCCGUGGUGGUACCAACAGUUCGUAUUCGGACGAAAAGCGAAGAAGAAUCGGAAUGUGAAAGUGAAGACGCCAUUGGUGAGGCUGUGUUGUCUGACUAUGACAGUGCUGAUCCAGAGGACAACGGUUCUCACUCUGAGGGUGAGGAGGAAGAGGAGGUGGUGGAAGGUGAGAAGUUCAGUGAUGAAGAGGGAUCCAAACGACCUGAGCCUAAAUCUGACACCAAUAAGCUUGCUGGAGAUUUGGUGGUGGAGGAGGAGGAGGAGGAUGAAGAGGAGGUGGUGGAGGAGGUGGAGGUGGAGGAGGAGGAUGAGGAGGGAGGGGGUAAAGAAGUGAAGUCUGACAAAAAGGGGAACCUGGCAGGAGAAAGGCAGAGUGGGGAUGGACAGGAAAGCACAGAUGACCCAGAGAACAAGUCUGACAGCAAGGCUGGCAAGAAGCUGGAUGAUGAUGAAGAUCGCAAAAACCCAGCCUACAUCCCUCGAAAGGGUCUGUUCUUUGAACAUGACGUGAGGGGGCAGGCCCACGAGGAAGACAUUCGGCCCAAGGGGCGACACAGGAAGUUGUGGAAGGAUGAGGGGCGCUGGGAGCAUGACAAAUUCAGAGAGGACGAGCAGGCACCAAAGUCCCGUGAGGAGCUGAUUGCCAUGUAUGGUUAUGACAUCCGCAACGCCAAUGGCCCCUGCGAUGGCCGUCCCUUCAGGUCUCGUAAACCAAGAUACAGUAGCUCCCCUGGACGGGAGAAGAGGUGGAGGGAUGGAGAGAAGCUCAGUCGCUCAUCCUGGCAUUGCAGUGGUAACAGUGGCACCACCACGGCUAUUGUCCAGUCUUCCUCUGUGGCUUCCCCCUCUGGUCCUGUACCACCUCUGCCCCGCAUCCAGGGCGGUGGGGGCCGAACCUCCUCACAUCCCCAGAUCCGCAACUUCCAAGGCAACCGCCCCCCUCAGAACUCUUACCGGAGCUACAAGCCCUUGGAAGAAAACAGUCACCAACACAAUUCUCUGCAGCACCAGGGAGUCUUUGGCCGGGGCAGCCACAAACAUCACCCAGAGAUGGAGCAGGGCCCUGCACGUAGGGGUAGGGAGGCAGAGACGGAACACAGCCCUGCUGUAGUGGUGGAAGACGAGCGGUACACGGAGGAAGAGCCGGUAAAGCCGCAGCAGCAACAGCAACAGCAGCAGCCCAGCUACUACAGUGUCAAGCUGUCGGAGAGGGACCCCCUCCCUAACCGCCGGCGCGAGGAUACCCAAAGUGAGCCAGCUUUGCUCAGGGAUACCACCCCAGCCACUGCUACUGCUCCCGAAAGGACAGUGGAGAGGAAGUCGUACUCACUGGCCCGCAGGACUCGCACCAAACCUUCUGAGUUGGGCAAGCAGGUAUCUCUGGAGGAGUCGGUCCCGCCAGUGCCACCCCCUGCCCAGCCCGCCCUGUCCACAGAGAAGAAUGAGGCAUGGGAGACCCGCGAAGAAAGCAGUGGUGUGCAGGGGGGGCUCACAGGGCUCGACCAGGAUCUGGCUCGACUCAGUCUGGCGGGGCAGAACUGGGCUCAGAGCCCUCCCUCCUACUUGCGUGCCGAGAUGAGGGGCAUUCCUAACUCCAUACACAUGGCUGGCGGGCCCCCACAGUAUAACCGCAUGGAGGAAAUGGGUGUGGGUGGUGGCCGAGCAAAGCGAUACUCUUCUCAGAGGCAGCGGCCAGUCCCUGAGCCAGCUCCCAUGCAUAUCGGCAUUAUGGAGGGCCACUACUAUGAGCCCAUGUCUUUCCAGGGACCAAUAUAUGCCCACAGUGACAGUCCCACGCCUCUUGCACCCCAAGGCAUGCUGGUCCAGCCAGAGAUGCACCUCACUCAUCCUGGUCACCCAGGCCAUCCAGGUCUGCAUCCUCAUCAGUCUGGUGCCCCCAUGCCCAACCCUGCAAUGUAUGCUGGCCCACCUGUCUCCAUGUCUCCUGGGCAGCCCCCUCCCCAGCAACUGCUGGCUCCCCCCUUCUACCCCCCUCCUGGCGUUAUGACCUUCGGGAAUACCAACUUCCCCUACGCUGCUGGGGCCACGCUGCCCCCUAUUUACCCCAACCCCCAGGCGCAGGCCCAGGUGUAUGGUGGAGUGACCUACUAUGACACCAUGCAGCAGCAAGCCCAGCCCAAACCCUCGCCCCCCCGCCGUUCUUCCCAGCCAGUUACUAUCAAACCUCCUCCUCCAGAGGUACCGUUCAUUGUUCCAGAGUAAAGCCGCGUCUGCAGAUCUCGCUUCCAGCCAAACCUGGGCAAAGAAGAGUGAAAAGGUGAAGGACAAGACCGGCUCCUAGCUGAGAGGAGGCGAAUAUCAAUGGACCAGCACCAUUCAUGGAAGAAUUUGUUUUUUUUUUAUAUUUGAUUUUUAUGUUUUUUUGCUUUUGCUUCAUGAGUCAAAUGAGAAGAAAAACUUUAAACAUGUGUGCGUAGUUUUUACUACGAUCAAUAGACUGCUUUCCCUUUAACCUAAUAAGAUGCAGAAUCAUUGCUGUUUGUUUGAUUGGUGUUCCUGUUUGCCUGUGCUCUGCCUUCACCCCUCCCUUCAAAGCAAUGUUGGUGAAAUGGGAAGGCUGUUUACUGUAAUGGAUGGUCAAUGAGAGGUGCUGCCACUUAUUCUCCUGGCGUUUGGUGUGGAUCUGCCACACAAUGGUGCACGGUGGCAUUGCAGCCAACCUUUUCAGCCGGGUUGUGGGAAAUGCUCAAAUCAAGUCAGUUUGUUAAGGGAAGUUUUAUUUUUGGAAAUUAAUACCCCUCAUUAACAAUGCAUGACUGAAUUGAUUAUUUCUUUGUGUAACUAAGAGGAGCAACAGAGGCAGAGUUGGAUGAUUUGGACGGUUGGUGAUUUUUACUGUGCAGACCACUUGCUUUGAAUCUGGUCCGCAAUAAUUAAACUGUGAGGGAAUUUACUCUGACAGUCAUGCUAGAGGCAGUUUUUAGUGAUAGGUGACUACAGUACCAGGCUGACAAUGGCUGGCUUCAACCUGUCCCAAAUAUCUUUUGCAUAGUUUGCAUGCUGUUGGGCUGUUUUUGACACAGAGUACAGUUAGCCCCAGUACAAUUGUGUGUAAGUUUGCUGACUGUUAAAAUGGUUCAUCUGGGCAAUUCAUUAACCCUUUAUGGACUAAGGCGCCCUAGAGAAAAACCAUAGAAAGGCCUAGGAAUCACAAUGCAUUUCACUGGUCAUGUGUCUUGAAAAAUCGCAUCCAUCUGUUAAGGGAGAAGUAACAUAACAUGCUGAUCGCAUCCCCCCCAUAAGGGGUUAGAAGUGUUUUGGUUUAUAUUAUCUGAGCUUGAGCUUCGGGACCACAGAUUUACAUUUCCAGGUCAUGGGUAGAAUUUUAGAGCCCUACACAAAGCAGGGUUAACCUACCCUUAUGUCCCCUUUUCAACAAAUGCCUCUUGGACUUGGUCUUUUCAGGAGAGGGUACACCACAGCUAACUAACUGGAGGGAGACUUCUAUUGUCUACUUGUCAUACACAGGUGUUAAGCAGGAGCUGGUUGUGGAUAGAAUGCAGUCCUUUCCAUUUGCCUACUGUUGCUUCUGACAGUCCUACUAGUCAGUGGGUUUGAGCAUUUACUUGCUUUUUUCUUGUUUGGCUGAACCUGCAUCCUGCCUCAACCUGUAGUCAAUGUAGUCUGCUAAAUCUGUUCAAGUGCUUGGCUUUAUGUUGGGUUCAUCUGGAUACUUUGUUUGUGCUUUUCAUCCGUCAUCUCUGUAUAUCUCCUUUCGGGUCCAGGAGAAUUUUGCUUGGAACAAAAGGUUGGUGUCCUUUCACAAACCGCUUUACUGUUGGUUUCAGCCAGAUGGUGUUUCAGUCUUUCUUUGGUACAUCAGAGUUUUAAGGUCUCUGUAUAUCCGGUUAUAUUCCUGCUGUCUUAAGGGCUUUUGACAGGGUGGUCUGCUCAUAAAGUAUUGCUUUUUACAGCGCUGUGUGUAGCACUCACUUUAAAAUCUUGAUUUAAUUGAUUGCUUAUUUUUUCACUUGUACCGCAGUGUAACACAAGUGCGCAUGUGGAUUUUGUGUUCUCUUGAACGUUUGACUUCUUGCAACCCAGUCUUGAUCAAUUAUUUAUUUUUAUUCUGCUGCGCUCUCUCAGAAAAUGCCUAGGAUUUGGCUUAGUUCACAGUGUAGGUUGUAUUACAUGCAGUAGUGUCACCAUAUUUAAUGUCAAGAAUGGAGAUCUAUUCAUGAUUAAUGACGAGUACUGUAGCCAUGUUGAUAGUGCUUGCUUCAUAUAGUGUAGUAUUGGGUUAAAAUUAAAAUCAGUUAAAGAGCUUUUCCCCUAAGAAUUAAGAGUUUUGUCAAUUGUACAGUAUGUUUUUAAUUUGAUAUAACGAGUAAAAUAUUUUUUUUUUGCCAGAGAAAAGUAUUGGAUAUUAAGUGUGCAGGGGAAUAGGUCUAAAGAUUUGUAUAUAGCUAUACAGAUAUCUAUUAAAACCUAUGGUUCUUACAGUAUCCCUCAUAAGUAAGGGUUUAGGUAAAGAAAAGCGUUGAGAUCUACAGAACCUUAUGCACAGAUGCUGUAUGAGCUGUUGAUUGGAAAUGCUUUGAUCGAGGGCACUGGCUUUUUAAUCCCGAAAAGGGCUUGCUCUUGCUUUGUUGAUUAAUUGAUGUUGCAAAAUGUCAAAUGCACAAUGGAUUUGGGGUUCAGAGGCCUUGGCGCAAUGGCAGACAUGCGCCAUGUUUUGCUCCCAAGGCAGCAUGAAAUGUCAUCUUGUGUUAAUGAAUCACACAGGAGGGCUAUUUGGAAUGUAGAAACCAUACAGUACAGGCAUGCAUGAAUAAAUGUAUAGACUUGAACUUGAAAAUUGUACCAGAUUUUUAUUUUCUCCAUUCAAUGCAAUUAUUCUAGGGCGGGAGCGUGACAUUGUGUUACUGUUUAGGCCACUGGGACAAGUCUGGGGAUUCUUUUUGUAUAUUAUGUCUUACUUUUUAUUUUAUUUUAUUUUAUUUUUAUUUUUUACUAAACACCUGGCAGUAAAAGUUCAAGUUAGUUAAAUUUUUGUUUGUUCUCAAUGUUAUUUUUAAGAUGUUGAUGAUAAUAUUAAUAAAAAAAGCAGUGUACAUCCUCUGCUUUAAGAAUUGUCUUGUUGGUUUUACAUAUCAGUUUAAUUUCUCUAGACCAGUUAACACUGUGAUGGCUUGUUUAUUUUAUAGGUGUGUGUGAAUUUGUAAAAUCCUAUUUUGUUCUUUGUGGAGCAAUGGUGGAGAAAUAAAAAAUGAAGUGAAAUAAA
This is a messenger RNA of Conger conger (European conger), 5585 nucleotides long. RefSeq names its product casc3 exon junction complex subunit (gene casc3). The record is from RefSeq and is a predicted model, not a curated record. The coding region runs from base 212 to 2563 and encodes 783 amino acids. The transcript is spliced from 13 exons. Gene Ontology annotation, biological process: mRNA processing. Gene Ontology annotation, molecular function: mRNA binding. Lineage: Eukaryota; Metazoa; Chordata; Actinopteri; Anguilliformes; Congridae. Gene Ontology annotation, cellular component: exon-exon junction complex.